AGGCGCUCAGCGCUGAGGCCUGCCGGAAGCCAAGAUGGCGUAUAGGUAAUCGGCAGGCCGCAGUUGGCGCUUUGUCAGUAUUUGAGCUGGUAGUUUGUAAGCGGCUGUGGCGAACGCCAUCUCCGCCGUCAUGGCCAGGCAUCGGAAUGUCCGAGGCUAUAACUACGAUGAAGAUUUUGAAGAUGAUGAUCUCUAUGGCCAGUCUGUAGAGGAUGAUUAUUGUAUUUCACCAUCAACAGCUGCUCAGUUUAUUUACUCACGACGUGACAGACCUUCAGUUGUUGAACCUGUAGAAGAAUAUGAUUAUGAAGAUUUGAAAGAGUCCUCCAAUUCUCUUUUGAACCAUCAGCUAAGCGGAAUUGAUCAAGCUCGUCUUUUUUCAUGCCUUGAUCACAUGAGAGAGGUACUUGGAGAUGCUGUGCCAGAUGACAUACUGAUUGAAGCAGUUCUGAAGAACAAGUUUGAUGUGCAGAAGGCUUUGUCAGUGGUUCUGGAGCAAGAUAAAAUGCAGAAUUUGAAGGUCAAGAGUGAGGGAGCAAUAUCUACAGGAAAGAUAGCAAAAGCAUGUAGGUUUACUAUUUUAUCUGAAGCAAAUUAUUUCAUUGUUUGGAUACAUCAUAAUUUGUUUAACGAUUCCCUUAUUGAGGUACAUCUACAGUUUUUUCACCAUUACAGACAGCAUCACGGAAAAUCAAUAGAUUCCCAGUCAUCUCGAAGUGAAUCUGAAAUUGUGCCAAAAGUUGCUAAAAUGACUGUAUCUGGAAAGAAGCAAACUAUGGGAUUUGAAGUGCCUGGAGUAACUGCUGAAGAAAAUGGUCAUAUUUUCCACACACCUCAAAAAGGACAUUCUAGUGAAGAUACCGGCCUUGUUUCUUCUGAUGUACUUGAGACCGCUUCUAAAUCAGCCCUUCCAUCCCACACCAUUCAAGCAUCAGAAGAGCAGAGUUCAACACCGACACCAGUGAAAAAGUCUAGCAAGCUGAGGCAACAAAUAGAUAUCAAAGCGGAGCUGGAAAAGCGGCAAGGAGGGAAGCAACUCCUCAACCUAGUGGUCAUUGGUCAUGUUGAUGCUGGGAAAAGUACUCUGAUGGGCCAUUUGCUUUAUCUUCUGGGUAAUGUAAACAAAAGAACUAUGCAUAAGUAUGAACAAGAGUCUAAAAAGGCUGGCAAAUCUUCGUUUGCAUAUGCAUGGGUCUUGGAUGAGACUGGCGAAGAAAGGGAAAGGGGAGUAACAAUGGAUGUUGGUAUGACAAAGUUUGAGACCAAAACCAAAGUUAUUAUAUUAAUGGAUGCUCCAGGCCAUAAGGAUUUCAUUCCAAAUAUGAUUACAGGAGCAGCCCAGGCAGAUGUAGCAGUUUUAGUUGUAGAUGCCAGCAGGGGAGAGUUUGAAGCUGGAUUUGAGACUGGGGGACAAACACGAGAACAUGGCCUCUUGGUUCGUUCUCUGGGAGUGACCCAGCUUGCAGUUGCAGUCAAUAAAAUGGAUCAGGUUAAUUGGCAACAAGAAAGGUUUCAAGAGAUUACUGGAAAACUUGGGCACUUUCUUAAGCAAGCAGGUUUUAAGGAAAGUGAUGUAGCUUUUAUCCCUACAAGUGGUCUCAGUGGUGAAAAUCUAAUCACAAGAUCUCAGUCAAGUGAACUUACAAAAUGGUAUAAAGGACUAUGUUUAUUAGAACAAAUUGAUUCCUUCAAGCCUCCUCAAAGAUCUGUUGACAAGCCUUUCAGAUUAUGUGUAUCUGAUGUUUUCAAAGAUCAAGGAUCUGGAUUUUGUGUAACUGGUAAAAUUGAAGCUGGUUAUAUCCAAACUGGUGACCGACUACUAGCAAUGCCUCCUAAUGAAACUUGUACUGCAAAAGGAAUCACUCUGCAUGAUGAACCUGUCGACUGGGCGGCAGCAGGCGAUCAUGUUAGUCUUACGUUGGUUGGGAUGGAUGUCAUCAAAAUCAAUGUUGGCUGCAUAUUUUGUGGCCCCAAAGAACCCAUUAAGGUUUGCACUCGUUUCAGAGCCCGAAUCCUCAUCUUUAAUAUUGAAAUUCCUAUCACUAAAGGAUUUCCUGUGCUGUUACACUACCAAACCGUCAGUGAACCUGCCGUGGUUAAACGAUUGAUUAGCGUCUUAAACAAAAGCACUGGUGAAGUCACAAAGAAAAAGCCUAAAUUGUUGACCAAAGGCCAGAAUGCAUUGGUGGAGCUACAGACACAAAGACCAGUGGCUCUUGAGCUGUACAAAGACUUUAAAGAGCUGGGGAGAUUCAUGCUGCGCUACAGUGGUUCUACCAUAGCUGCUGGUGUAGUCACCGAGAUAAAAGGCUGAUGGGUCAGAAUUUCUACCAUGUUUCUAAAGACAGUGAGAUAGUUAACCUCCAUGUUUUGAAAGAAUCCAGUUAUUCAGUUAAAGCAACAAUGUGCAAUUGAUAUUUUUUUAAAUGAGAAAAUUCAAGCUAUAAUCAGCUGCAAAGAAGUAUUAUUCACCACUCCUACAAAAAUUUUAAGUUGCCAACUGGCAAAGAAAGGCUAAUAUUGCACUUUCAUUUAAAAAACUAGCUUUUCCUUUGAAAUGUUACUAAUGGAUUUACCUUUCUGAGACUUACGGAAGUUAUCAGAAAUAUGUGUUAGAAGACAUUGAAUCAUCAUGACGUGAACUCUACUUCCAGCCAAACCACCAAAUGUUUUCAGUUUUCUCUUUUGAUUUCAACUUACAACACACAUUUUUAAGGAAGAAUAACUAAAAUGGGUUAUUGAGGUAGUUAAUAUUUGACAUGAGCAGUUUUUUAGUUAACUGUAAGAAAAGAUUUGUUGAAGGUUAAUAAAGGUAUUUUGUGUUGAGCAGUGAGUGUUCUUCCUUCAACAAACAACCAUUUGGAACUGCUUAGUUUGCAGUUAUUGGAAAUUGUUCCUUUGGUAACCAAGAUAUUAUUUAAGGUGUAAAGCCAGCUAAUAAAAUGCCUUAGUUUGAGCAUAA
Molecule: messenger RNA, 2962 nt
Organism: Aethalodelphis obliquidens (Pacific white-sided dolphin)
Lineage: Eukaryota; Metazoa; Chordata; Mammalia; Artiodactyla; Delphinidae
Gene: HBS1L
Product: HBS1 like translational GTPase
Exons: 19
Coding region: 131-2314 (727 amino acids)
Molecular function (GO): GTP binding; GTPase activity
Source: RefSeq, a predicted model, not a curated record